Messenger RNA from Phycomyces blakesleeanus NRRL 1555(-), 930 nucleotides. RefSeq lists its product as hypothetical. NCBI's taxonomy places the organism in Eukaryota, Fungi, Mucoromycota, Mucoromycetes, Mucorales, Phycomycetaceae. The record is from RefSeq and is a predicted model, not a curated record. Bases 1 to 930 code for a protein of 309 amino acids. The transcript has 5 exons.
AUGAACCAUUCUUCUGAACCUGGCUCUACAGACGAAGGGUAUCUUUCUUCUAGACAACAAUAUUAUUCUUGGGAUGACCUAGACUUAAGCAUCUAUCCAGAAUCUCUUCAGCCAAACCAGUAUCCUAUAAACCAAGAUUUUGCUAUUCCUCACCCUAUCACCAACCAAGAACUCCUCCAAUCUUCAACUCAGGACCAAUCCCAGCCAACCUACCAAUAUCCCCCCGAGUCUCAGUGGGGAAAUGCCCAUAUGAUAACAAAGCGAACAAAUAAUGUAGAGACUAUGGUCAGCCAAUUUCCAUUCUAUUCAUCGGCCCAACUGGCUGCUGAUGUACAAAUGCAAGACACAAACCCAAGAAGUUAUGAACUUGAGAUUGUAGAGCAGCCUCAGCAGUGUAGAAUGUGCGGAUUUGGAGAAAAAGACAGACGACCGAUCGAUCCCGCGCCUGUGAUUCGUCUCAUAGUACGCAACCAAGCAGGUUUUCUCGAUCAGGACUGUGUAGAAAUGCCAUUUUUCGUUGUUCACGCCUCUCUCUGGUCGGUUGAUAUGCAGCACCAAAUCGAUGUCUUAAAAGGCCCUGCAUCGGUCGCGUUUCGCAUCUUACUCGGAUCUACCGUCAGUUCACCUCUUCCGCUCAAAGGUCUUGACAAUAAGACCGGAACUUACUUUUCUUUUCCCGAGCUGAGUGUGCGAAUGCCGGGCCAGUACCGCUUAAAAUUUACGUUGAUUCAUUUGACAAGGAGUGCUUCCACAACCUGCGUAUUCACAGAACCAUUUGUGGUGUACACAGCAAAAACUUUUCCGGGGAUGAAAGAAUCUAGCAAUCUCGCAAAACACCUCGCCCGUCAGGGACUCAAGUUACCUGUUCGUAAUCUAGCACGAGGAAACAAUAAACGCGACAGUGAAGAUAAAGAGAAUAUAGAGAGUUGA